AUGGCGCAUCCCAACGGUCAACAGACCUAUUACGGCCAACCAGGCAACCCACCUCAGCAAGCACCCGGCCGCUAUGAGGGCUAUCAACCCCAGCGCAAUUCCUUCCAGAGUCAGCACCUGCCGCGACGAGUGCCCAGUUUCAACGCCGGCGACGACUCUCAACUGCUCAAUUCCGCUCGGACCCACAAUGUGAGAGCGACCGACACAAACGCGCAGUAUUCGGUGACUAGUGGGCAGAUGGUCGGCGGUGCACAAGGGACCUACAAUCCAGCAUACGGGGGAUACCAAAAUGCUGGGAACACGGGGUACGCACAACCACCUGCGAAUAUGAACCAGAUGUCGCCGACCCGCGCGUCAUCGCAAUCCGCAGCCACAUCCGGCUACCAGUACCAAUACCAAUCCGCGACUCAGCCAGCCUAUAACCCGCAGCAAUAUGCUCUUCCGCAAUCUCAAACGCAACCAAACUUGAGCUACUAUAAUCAGUCGUCUUAUACUGCACCCAACAACACCUAUCCUAGCCCGGUUUCCCCACAUCAGCCUUACAACCCGGCAGCCUACCAGCCCGCUCCAGUUCCCGGCGUAUCACCAAACAUCCAACGACAACCGAGCUCCGUUUCGCCAUAUGGAUAUGCACAGCCUGCUCCUCAAUCGUACGGAUACCCUCCGCAGCCACCAGCUCCUCCGCCUCGGGCGCCCGAUCAUCCCUAUGGCGGACGUUCCCCUUACGGUGCAUCGCCUGCUACAUCGAGUCAGCACUCUAUGGCUACAACCUCUCCAGCCUACCAAAAUGUUGCAUCACCAAUGACAAAUACAUACGCGACCUCGAAUUCGCCUGCGGGGGCUUAUAUGCCUCAAUCGGCUUCUCAUAAUUACUUUCCAGCGUCCCAAGGGUUCGGAAGCGACUCCCCAUACCCAUCCCACACUAUCCCCCCUAUCAACAGUAAUUACGAUGAUCGACCGCCCGAACCCCCUGCGCAUCAGCCACAAGCCAACGGACUCUACAUUAAGCGAUCCAGCUUAACCCAGAGUGGACGGGCACUUCCUAUUCCUCCGGGACAGCAGCAAGACCUGCCGAUUCUUGCCCCAAGACGUACAGAUACCUUGACACGACAUCCGCAGUCACGGCCACUGCCCGGUCCACCCGUUGAUGCUGAGUCCGAUACGCAUACUAGCGAUGAAAUGUUGAAGGAACUUGAAGAUGCAGUGAUGGAUACACAGGCAAGUUUUACUCGGCGCCACAGCUCGCGAACAUCCCAGAGCGGUUCUUCCGCCCACGUGCGAUUAUCACCUGAUGAGCAACACACGCAUACGAAUGAUGCGUCUGGUCUUAAUGUCAACUACGAUGCCUAUAGCCAUGACAGUGAUGCUGAAGCUGAGGCUGGACUUGCCAUGAUGCAGAUGGCUGAAGAGGAAGAGAAGGCCAUAGCAGAUCGCCAAAGGGAGAGACUCGAGGGACGCAUUCGACGCGAGACAAAUGCCUCUAUUAGGAGCUCCCAUUCCCGCGGUUCUUACGAUGCAUCAACUCGGGGUCCUUCUCCAGGUCAUUCCCCAGUCCAAUCCCCAGCUCAUUCUUCAGGGCGUUCACCAGGACGCUCACCCCGUACAGACACGGAGGAAGAUGGUGAUUUUGGGCACUAUGAUUUGGCCGCUUACGAGGGAGGUUAUCAAGCCAACCUUCAUUACGGGGACGAACCAGCCUACAACUCCCAGGAACGCUUGGAUCCUGCCAGCGCUGCAUACGUAGGUCGCUCGAAUUCUUACAAAUCCGGCGUCUCUGCCGAUGAUCAAGGAGAUCUUGAUGAUUACGACCACCCACGGAUUGCCUAUGAAUAUGCCAGUCGAAUGGCCAAUGCUCCAUCGGAGGCGCGUGUGGACCAUGGAGGAACAGGUGGACUGGCUACACCUGGUGAAUAUGGCCGUCGGAUGAGUUGGGAUUAUGGAGAGGACGGGGAUACGUACGACCACGAGCAGCACGACGAAGCAGGACAUUCCGGAGAUGAAAGUCCCAAUCAUGCCGCGCACGAAGGGCUUUUCUUCCAUCCUGGCAUUGGUAUGCGCCCAUUGCCUCCGGCUCCUGCUGAGACAGCUUGGCAAAACGAGCUCUCUACGCAUUUGAUGCCUGCUGGCACUUAUCGGCCACCAGAGGAAGACGAAGCUCAAUCACAGUAUAAUAAUCCCUCCUUAUCUACUUCUACGGACGCGCAUGGAGAGUCAAUGCUCAGUCCAUCGCAAGUUCCGCGGUCGUCAUCCUUGUCCACGCCUAUUGGGCCUCGUACUGAUGCUCCUAUCAGGUCAAAGACCGAUGCAGAUCGAGAAAAGCAUAAGCAGCAGGAUUUCUUGUGGCAUCUCCACAACAAGGAUUUGCCUGAGGUGGACCCAGCCGAGGCGGCUGCUACCAUGGCACUUGAUUUGCCUGAUAUUCCCACUGGGCGUCGCAAGAAGUUCCACCCCGCAAAGCUGUCUUCUGAACAGUUCAAAAAAUGCACUGAGCCAUGGGCGCUUAGUUCGAUCCUAUCUUGGAUUCGUGAUUUGAGCGAGGACGAGCCCUAUCUUCGAGAGCAGGCCAUUGUGGAUGCAAUUGUAGCCUUGUUCACACACAAGGUUCCGACUAUGAAUAUUGCAGAUGCUGAGACUUUGGCCGCUCGCGUCGUGGCCAGUAUGAUUGGAGAGGAAGCGUUGGUAAAAGAGGAAGAAUGGGUCAAAUUCAGCAAUGGUAGCCUUGCCGGCGUUCUGUUCCAGAUUACGGGGACGGGAUGUUAUUCGCCCAAGCUCCAUUUGACAGAGAUGCACAUCCAGGAUACUGAUUCCUUCGGCCGGUGCUACUCUCAUCACUGCAUGAGAACAUUGAAGAAGGUCAAUCUCAAGGCGCAGAUGAUGGCGCCACAAAAGAAGAUCGAGGAUUGGGUCACCUUCUACAAGGUUCCGAAAGAAACUUGGGAAUCGUACCCUAGGAAGGAGAUUGAUCGUCAAAAUAACUUGCAUGAGAUCGUCACAACCGAAGAUGCUUACAUCAGUCAACUGGACGUGCUCAGAGAGCUUUACCGCGAUCAAUUGGCUAACAUGAAUCCUGCUAUCAUUGGCCCCAAGCGUCUGUCUAAGUUCUUGUCUGAUGUAUUUGGCAAGGUCGAUGCAGUGAAAAAGGUGAACGAGGAUUUCUUGCUCGCUCAAAUGAAGUAUCGUCAAAAGGAACAAGGUCCGUUCAUUGCUGGAUUCAGUGACAUUUUCCGUGAAUGGAUCCGCAAGGCCAAGACUGUCUACAUUGAUUACGCUGCUACAUUCCCGACUGCGAAUUACCUCGUGCGUAAGGAAGCGGAGCGCAAUGUUCACUUCAGAUCGUUCCUUAAUCAGGUCCGCGAGCAUAAGCUAUCUAAUCGACUGAGCUGGGAUACUUUCCUCAAGGCUCCUAUCACUCGAAUUCAACGAUACACACUGUUGCUUGCUACUGUGCACAAGAAUAUGGUCAAGGAUUCCGAGGAGAAGGCCAAUGUCGCACAGGCAAUCGAAGAGAUCAAGAUUGUGGCUCUGGAGUGUGAUAACAAGGUUGGCGAGAUGGGUAAGAAAGCUGACUUAAUGGAGCUUGCGGCUAAGUUGCAGCUGCGUCCUGAGAUGAAGAAGGAGGUCGAGCUCAACCUUGAGCAUCUGGGCCGCGAAAUUAUCUUCCGUGGUGACCUCCAGCGCCCCGGUACCCGAACCCGAUUCCUUGUGGAUACGCACGCCAUCCUCUUUGACCACUACUUCGUUCUUGCAAAGUCGUUCAUUACACGCGAUCCCUCCCGUACUACCAAGUAUGAGCGGUAUGAUGUUUCCAAACUUCCAAUCCCGAUGGACUUGCUGGCCCUCGAGAGUACCAAUGAUGAUCCAGUGGUCAAAUCAGCCAUGAGAGGUGUCACCAAUGCUGCACCAGGCCAAGGUGUGAUCAGUCCGAACAACGCAGGCGCUGCCGCCGGUGCGAACGGUGCUAUCGUGAAUCUUGAUUCCAAAGAUGACAAUAUUCUUUAUCCCUUCAAGAUCAAGCACCUUGGAAAGAAUGGCACCUACACGCUUUAUGCAUUCUCCUCUCAAAGCCGUCAAGAAUGGUGUGAUAAGAUCAUUGAGGCAAAGACUAAGCAUGCCGCUGCUUUGUUUUCGCAAAAUGCUGAACCUUUCCGAUUGCGUGUCCUUGCUGACACUGCCUUUGGUUACGGAGAUACGACAAUGGGCUCGAAGAGUGUUACCAUCAAGGGCACGCCUCUUCAUCGGGCAAUCAAAGAAGUCGAGAAACAACAUAAGGAUUCCGGACCGCGUCCUCCGCCGGUUUGCAGGACUGGCGUUAAUUGUGCUACGGUCUUCCAGCAGCCCCCUGGUCGAAUGAUGUGUGCGAUUGGAACUGAUUAUGGAGUUUACAUGUCCGAUCUUAAUGACCCUCGUGGGUGGUAUCGAUCAAUCGUCGCUACUCGAGUUACUCAAGUUGCUGUGUUCGAAGAAUUCAACUUGUUCCUACUCAUUGCCGAUCGUUCUCUGAUUGCUCAUCACCUUGAUGUGAUCUGUCCCACAAGUGGAGUUCCCUCUCAAUCACACGAUUCUGCUCGCCGAGCCCCACAGAAGCUUUCUGGAAACCGUGAAGUAGGCUUCUUCGCAGCUGGCCGCAUGAAGGACAGAUACCUUGUCCUCUACAAAAAGCGCGACGGAUUAUCAUCCACCUUCAAAGUCCUUGAACCCAUUCUUCAGAAAUCCUCCUCGAGCAAGAGAGCCUUCUUCCAGUCUCGCCGCUCUCAAACCGAGUUCUUCCGUGAAUACGACGAAUUCUACAUCCCAGCCGAAAGCUAUGGCAUCAACAUGUUCCAUUCUUCCCUUGCCAUCUCAACACAUCGUGGCAUUGAAGUCCUCACCUUGGACAAGAAACAGUCUUGGUCUGUUCCUGACUUCCGUUCCGAAAGCACCUCCGACGCAAUGGAUACCGUGUCUGGUAUUGCUCAGCGGAUCAAAGAUCUGCGACCUCUGGGCAUGUACCGACUCAGCGAUAGUGAGUUCCUGGUCGCCUAUGAGGAAUGCGCUGUAUAUGUGAAUAAGCAUGGCGAUGUCUCGCGUAGUGUGGUUAUGGAGUUUGUGGGACGCGCACACACAGCUUGUCUCCAUGGAAAAUUCCUCAUUCUCUUCAACGAUGACUUUGUUGAGGUACGGAACGCUAUGAAUGGUCGUUUGAGGCAGGUGAUUCCAGGCCAUAACGUUGUCUGUCUUGAUGAUGGCAGUAAACUUCCUGGAUCAUUCGGUCAAGCGAAUGCAAGUGGCAUUAGUGCCCAGAUCGGCUUCAACGGUCAACAUGGCAUUACCUCGAACAGUCACACUGUUAAGAUUUGCAUGCAACAUCCUGAAUAUGAACGCAGCCAGAUAGUGUUGGAGCUGGUUGAAAACGAGGGACAGAAGGAGUGA
Penicillium angulare is the source of this 5409-nucleotide messenger RNA. Its product is annotated as putative Rho guanyl nucleotide exchange factor. The transcript is spliced from 2 exons. Bases 1 to 5409 code for a protein of 1802 amino acids. Lineage: Eukaryota; Fungi; Ascomycota; Eurotiomycetes; Eurotiales; Aspergillaceae. Gene Ontology annotation, molecular function: guanyl-nucleotide exchange factor activity. The record is from RefSeq and is a predicted model, not a curated record.